AUGUCCCUCGCCACAAUCACGCGCCCGUCCUUCACCGUCGGUCCCCGUGUCGUUGUGACGCAGGUAAGCAAAGACAUGACAGCUCUGAUCUUCUCUUCAGAUUAUGAGUCUAGUGGUAGUGAAGAUGAGGUUAAAAUAGAACUUACGACUCCUCAUCCAAAAAUUGUUUCCAAAACUCCUAAACUGAGAAGGCAAAGAACAGCUACCCCUCACACAAAAAAGCUUCUGACUUUGAUGAAGCAGAAGGUUGUGGAGGAAUACGAGGAGACUAUUGGUGAUGAGUUUGAUGGAUCACCGGCUAAUAAGCUUACGCCGGUGAGAAUAGAGAAUAAUGAAGAUCUUGAACAGGAGAUGACGACCCCUACAUCUCACCUACCACAUCUCAUUAAGUUAGCUCAGAUUGUUACUACCAGCACGCCUACUCACGCCGCCUGCAAUGGCUGGCCAUUAUUCGCUGAUCAGGGAGCUGACUCUCCACUCUCAGAGAUUGAGACUACGGAGAGUGCAGCCCAGAGCAUGAAUAUUGAGCCAUCGAAGUCAGAUUCCGAUGCUGUUCCACCAAAGUUGAAGAGUAUUAUAGUUACGGGCAGCAAAAAUCGUAUCGGUAGUCAAGAUAGUACGGAAAAACAUGUCACAUUUCAAGAUUCACAGGAAGGCUCCAUAAAAACAAAGAAAGUUAAGUUUGCUGAAGACACCGUGUUCGAACAACCCAAGGUGAAACGAGUGUUCAGAAAACCAAAGAGAAUGCUUACACCUGGGCCACAGAAACCAAGAUAUUGUUACAACCCUCGCUUCCAAGCAUUAAUCAAUCGCUUUGAAAACCAAGGCAUAAUCAUGGCGAGAACUCCGAAAACGAGGGAGAAGAAUACUAACAAUCAGGAAAACACGCCGCCAGUCGGGGAGCCUUCAACUAUGCAAGCUCGUGCCAUAAACUUUAAAGAAGACAGUCCCCAAAUCGAAUCAGAACAAUCAAAAGAAUCGAAUGAAUUAUUCAAAACAUGUAUCGAUACUCCAGAAGUAGGCAUGAACGCAAUAUCAACAUUAACAACGAACAUAGCUGGGACGCUACAAAACUGCCUUUCAUCAGUUUUAAUGAACACGGAGGAAGAAACGGAAAUUCAGUUUAAGUUUGUUAUAACGAAAAGGAAAGUUAGUGUCAAGAGGCUCGUGGAGGAAUGUGAGGGCAAGCUAAAUGAAGAGUCGCACGGGAUCGAUAAGAAUCAGGAUUCGAUUAAAGACAACAUCUGGUCGAGCGUUGCUAAAGCAGUGAAAAAUGUGUUUUGGGGUGAGCAGACACCUAAUAUUGGUGAGUAUGUUAUUGAUGGUCUUCCUGUUUAUAUGAACUUCUUGAGUCUUUAG
This is a messenger RNA of Spodoptera exigua (beet armyworm), 1359 nucleotides long. The record is from the annotation of a GenBank genome assembly. NCBI's taxonomy places the organism in Eukaryota, Metazoa, Arthropoda, Insecta, Lepidoptera, Noctuidae.